Messenger RNA from Alternaria infectoria, 585 nucleotides. RefSeq lists its product as uncharacterized. The transcript has a single exon. Bases 1 to 585 code for a protein of 194 amino acids. The record is from RefSeq and is a predicted model, not a curated record. NCBI's taxonomy places the organism in Eukaryota, Fungi, Ascomycota, Dothideomycetes, Pleosporales, Pleosporaceae.
AUGAGGUGCACCUUCUCUCUCUUCUGCGCCUUCAUUGCGCUUCUCGCGCUUUCUCUCGCAGCUCCGGACGCCAUCGACGCUCAAGAAGUGUCGACUCUUGCUACUUCUUCCGUGCAAGCAAUUCCCCAAGAAUCAUCGAUUCUUGGUACUUCUCCCGCCUCAGCUAGUUCCCAGAUAUCACCAGAAGAUAUCCCCUCCGAAGGCGAUUUGCUCGCCGAGCUCCAUGGCUUCACUAGCACAAACAUAACGUUGUCGACUGCCAGCUCCGACGUUCACGUUGCCGAUGUCGAGGAACAGUGGAAGCAUCUCAAAGGCUGGUAUCGUGUUGAUGUUCGCCUCGGCAAGGGAGCUACCCACGCUGGAACUUUCCAACAGGGACGGAUGUAUGAACGCAUCUACUCAAUCCUCAAGAAGUGCAAAAAAGGAUCUACCAUAGACGACUGCUCUAUUCGCAAUGCGGUUUUCCGGGAUGGAGACAACAAUUAUCGAACAGACUCGGCGCUCGUUCUCGAGAUUGAGCACGAGUACUUCAAUCCGGAUUUACCAGAUCUCCAGGACUUGGGAGUAAGCGUUGCCGUACUCUAA